Messenger RNA from Moneuplotes crassus, 2145 nucleotides. NCBI's taxonomy places the organism in Eukaryota, Ciliophora, Spirotrichea, Euplotida, Euplotidae. The record is from the annotation of a GenBank genome assembly.
AUGGAAAAAGGAAAAACAAAAGAUCUCAAGAAGAGUCUCCUUACUAAAGAAGAACAGAAGGAAGCGCUUCUAGAUCAGAAGGAAACUAAGAAAGAAAAGCCAAUGGAAGAUUCCAAGAAAGAUCAUGCAUGGGCAGAUGGAUCCCAGGAGUCUCGAGGUAUAGGCUAUGCUCUCUCCUUUACACUCCCAUCACUCUGGACAGGAUCCUGCUGGACAAAAUUCUUGGUUGUGCUGACCUUCUUCAUGAUUGUCCUUGCUAAAGUGCUGAAUGUCAUCCAUCCUAUUGUUUUAAAGUUCUUAAUAGAUUCUUUAAUUGCUGGAGAGAAAAUUUAUCACCUAGUUAUUAUUUAUGCUGUGAUAAAGUUUUCAGCUGAUCUUGUUAACAAUUUAAGAGAGUCUAGUUUUGCUACUGUUUCAGCCAAUGCUGAAGUAUACAUUGCUGAUAAGGUAUACAAUCAUAUCCAAAACCAGUCACUGGCUUUCCACUUGAAAAGAGAAACCGGAAAGAUUAUUCGAAUCUGCUCUCGUGGGUCACAAUCUUUCUCACAGAUCCUUAAAUACACUAUUUUUAGUAUUGGGCCGCUAUUUUUGGAACUUCUUCUCGUUGUUCUUGUAAUCGGGUUCUUCUUCCCAUACUGGUUCUUCAUUCUCGUUGUUCUGAGUAUUUUUGCCUACAUUGUCGAUACCUUUUAUGUCACAGAAUGGAGAGCUAAAUAUUUCAAGAAAAUGAACACUGCAGAUAACAAUUAUGUCCAGAAAGCCACAGAUUCUUUGCUGAACUUUGAAACAGUCAAGUACUUUAAUGCUGAGAAGCACGAAGAAGAGAGAUACAUGAAAGCUCUGCAGGUAUACAAGAAGGAGAACAUUAGAGUAACAAGAUCUCUUGUAGUCCUCGGACUCUCCCAGAAUAUCGUGAUAAAUGCUGGACUCUUGUUGAAUCUUCUUCUUGCUAAUUAUAUGAUUGUUAAUGGAAACUUGAUCAUCGGAGAUUUUGUGAUGCUCAAUACUUAUAUCCUUCAAAUUUAUGCUCCACUAAACUUCCUUGGAACAAUGUGGAGAUUCAUCAGACAAGCAAUGGUCGAUGUUGAGCAAAUCUUCGAGCUACUAGACACAGAUGAAAGAAUUAUGGAUGCUAAAGAGCCUGAACGUAGCAGGAUCUGCGAUGGAGAAAUUGAAUUUAAAGAUGUCUGCUUUAACUAUGAUAAUAAAAGAGAAGGAAAAAUGAUCCUUGAUGAUAUCUCAUUCACAAUUCCAGCCAAGAAAAAAGUUGCCCUAGUCGGAGCCACAGGCUCAGGAAAGAGUACCAUAAUGAGACUUCUGUAUAGAUUCUAUGACUGAGUUGAUGGACAAAUCUUUAUUGAUGGCCAGGAUAUUUCAAAGAUGAAAACUGUUGAUCUCAGAUCGAAUAUCGCUAUUGUUCCACAAGAUUGCGUGCUUUUCAACGAUACCAUUAGAUACAACGUUGCAUAUGGAGGAGUCAAAGAUCCAGAUUUUAGAAAAAGAAUCGAUGAUGAAGCUGAGAGAGAAGGAUUAAUUGAGGAAUUAGAUGUGGCAACAAAGAAAGCUCAGAUCUACAACUUUAUACAAUCUAAAGAUAAGGAAUACGAAGAAAUCGUAGGGGAAAGAGGUCUAAAAUUAUCAGGAGGGGAAAAACAAAGAGUUGCCAUUGCCAGGGCUUUGCUCAAAUCUUGUCCUAUCAUGCUUUUCGAUGAAGCUACUUCUGCCUUAGAUACUGUCACAGAGAAGGAAAUCCAAGGUGCUAUAGAUGAUGCAUCUCAGAACUCAACCACCUUGAUUAUUGCCCACAGAUUGUCCACAAUCAAAGACUGUGACAAAAUCAUCGUGCUUAAGAACGGUAUGGUUAUCCAACAAGGAACUCAUGAUGGACUCCUUGAGGAAGAAGGAGAAUACAAGACUCUUUGGGAUAAACAAUCAGAGAAGGAGAAGUACGAAAUUGAAAUCAAGAAAGAUGAAGAGUUGAGAAAGCAAGAAAGAGAGAAAGAACUUGAUGCCAGAGCAUCCAUGAGAAAGAAAAACAGCUCCUUUGCCAAGCUUGGAAAGGAAGAAAUGAAGAGGAACAACUAAUCUCUCGGUAAGAGUAAGAUUAAAUCAUUUAUUGAUUAAAAUGAGUCGUCACAUCAAUUC